AUGUCUGAGUCGUGGGAGGAGAUGGACGAGGUGGACGAGGUAGACGAGGUAGACGAAGCCCAGUUGAUGGAUGUGAGGUUGCUUGCGCCUUCCUUGGGGUCCGGCAAAGGCUCCACCUACCGUCGCCGUGCCCCGGAUCCGUUGGCCGGAAACAGGCACGUAUCGCGUGCCGUGCGCCCGGGCGUGCCUUCCUACCAGCUUUCGUCUCUUGACGAGAGGCCUACCAGGGCCUCGGCGUCCUUCUCCCUCCCGUACGACGCUGCCCUCCAGCUUCCGCCCUUCUCAGUCUUCAACUCAUUUCUCGACUGA
Molecule: messenger RNA, 309 nt
Organism: Colletotrichum orchidophilum
Lineage: Eukaryota; Fungi; Ascomycota; Sordariomycetes; Glomerellales; Glomerellaceae
Exons: 2
Coding region: 1-309 (102 amino acids)
Source: RefSeq, a predicted model, not a curated record